Manihot esculenta (cassava) is the source of this 1765-nucleotide messenger RNA. RefSeq lists its product as uncharacterized. The record is from RefSeq and is a predicted model, not a curated record. Bases 864 to 1433 code for a protein of 189 amino acids. Lineage: Eukaryota; Viridiplantae; Streptophyta; Magnoliopsida; Malpighiales; Euphorbiaceae. The transcript has 2 exons.
AGAAAAUUGAAAAAGAAUAAGAAAGCAUCCAAUUUUGGCUCUCACUGGAAACUUAAAACUCUUGACGCAUGAUGGCUAUGCUGUCCUAAAGACUCAUACAGAGUAACUCUUCAUCAUGUCGAUCCUCUGGGCUACAGUCUACAUCACUGUGCAGUUCUUCCAUAUUUGUUUAUUUUGAAAUGCUGAUAGCUAUUGUAGUAAUUAAUCAGAAUUUUCUGGACGUGAAUACAUGAUGAUAAGGUUAAAGCAUGUGUGCUGAAAGCAUCUGAUUCUGACCAAUUGUAUGGGUAGCAUCUAGUUUCAAUUUUGUUAAUAGGGUGUAUCCUUUCCAAUUAUCUCCUUCACAUCCAUUCAACCUAACUUCAUCGACAAGCUGCCACCCAGUAUUUCUACAGAAGAAUUUCACAGCUUCCAGAAGGAUUCCUUUAGAAACAAUGAUUUUAGAGAGAGUGAAUCUUUUGAAAAACUUUAUCCUUUCAUGAUGCUCCUUAAGAUGUUCAUCGAAAUCCAAUGUUUAGUAACAUUUUUUAGAAAAUAUUCCAUUUCAAUGGUGGAGAUGAAAAGUUCUAAUACCUAGCACAAGAAGCCUCCACGUUUUAACUUCUCCUUUUAUUCUUGUAGCAUCCAUUUGUACAAGCCACGAAUAUGAUUAUGAUCAGAUAAUAUCAACAAUCUGAUAUGGUUUGAUUUGAAUUGGCUUUUCUGCUGUUGGAUCCGUUUGAAAAUCUCUGUUUGGACCAAUCUUUUACCCUAUAUUAAAAAAAUAAUAAAGAAUUCUACUAGAAAGGAAUAAUCAAGGGAACUGCAAGGUACUAGAGAUAACAAGAACGAAGUCCCGGAGUUGAUCGAGUUCUUUCUCCCGAAUGGAGCCAAUAGCUACAUGCAGGACUAGAAGAUCUUCCAGGUCUUCUUCAUGUGAGAGGCUUAUGUUCAUAGGCUUAGGCCUUCUUGCUGUGAUUUCCCCUCUAUAUAUCAACCGGAGACCAGUGAUAGAAUCGGAGGAUGAUGAACGACCCAUAAAUCUGUCUUCAUGGUUGCCUUUGCUGCUCUUGGUGCUGAUCUUGGCCAUUGCUUUAUCCCUUUCUGCGGACAAGAACUUUACAAGGACUAGCAAGUUUUCGUCAUAUGAGAGGCUUGUGGGGAUUGGCAUGGGCCUUCUAGCAGUGAUUUCACCUUUGUUCAUCAACCGGAGACCAGAUAUUGAUCCAGAGCUUGAAGAACAAUCCAUCAACCUGGCUUCUUGGUUGCCUCUGCUACUUUUGGUCCUGAUCUUGGCUAUUGCUUUGUCACUGUAUUUAGACCAGAGCCUUACCAGGUUUGAUGCUUAUUGGAUUCAUAGAAUUGGUGGAUCUUCUGGUGGAAUCAUUAUAAUCCUUGUGAUUCUUGCUCUGGUUUUGAAAUGCAAGGCUUCUCAUGGGGGAAACUCCGGAUGAAACAGGGAGAACAAGCAACUUUCUGUCAAAAACUUUUCACUACUCCCAACGUUGAAGGAUAAUUUUCCUUUGAAAUUUAAAAAAUCUUGCUUAUCUCGCAAUUGGCCUAUUUGUAUAUGUGCAUCUCCCCAAACAAGCUAAUUAGUAUUUAGCCUAGCAAUAAGAAGUUCUGUAGUUCCAGGAUGAACAUGAAAAGCCUGUCCCGGCAACUAUCAAUGUGAAAUUUUCCAUUUAAAUAUGUUAGUUUAAAAGCGUUGCAAAUUAAUUUAAAGUUAAAUGUGAUAUAAUUAGUCAUAAGAACUAAAAAAUAUUUAAAUUUUUUCCUUUUACAU